CAUUCUCGUCUUCCCCAAUCGCUACUACUAAACCCUCGCAAAACCCUCACUCUCUGUGCAGCUUCGCAAAUUUGUCCAAACCAAUCGAUCCUUCUUCCUCCCAGCUGCAGUUUAUGCACACUCAUAUCCAUCAAUCGAUGCAGAUUCAUGCAUAUGAAUAACAGCGGGGGUUUAAUAGCUAUACACAUUCGUCCAAUCGCCAUUAAUCAGAGCUUGAAAUGAAAGCAGUAAGGGCUCUGACACGAUUCCGCCCAAUCGCCGCCGAUUCCACCUUCCUCCGCCGCUUCUACUCCGCGCAGCCGCAGCACGACGACUUCUCACCGCCGAAUCCCGCCGAAUUGUCCGCGCAGGAUGCCGUCUUCGACAGCUCUCAAUUCGACGAUUUGAAUCUCAAUCACAGCCCCGACAGCAGUAAUCAGGAGUCAACGUGGGACGAGAAGUAUAGAGACAGGGUGAAAAGCCAAGUAUUUGGGGAAAAUGUUUCGCAUUUGAGGAUAUUGCAGAGGGAAGAAGAGAAGAAGAGGAAGGCUGCGAGGCUGGCGAAUGAGCUUCUGGAGGCGGCGUUGGAUGCAGGGGAGAGCGAAGAUGAUGAGGAGAGAGAGGUGACGGAGGAGGAGCAGAAAUCGUUAGCUGUUGGCAUCAUUGGAGCUCCGAAUGCUGGAAAGUCUGCUCUCACUAAUUACAUGGUGGGAACUAAAGUUUCAGCAGUUUCGCGGAAGGUACAUACCACCACUCACGAGGUUUUGGGAGUCAUGACGAAAGGAGAUACACAAAUUUGUUUCUUUGAUACACCAGGACUUAUGUUAAAGAAAAGCGGAUUUCCUUACAAUGAUAUCAAAGUCCGUAAUGAAAGUGCCUGGGGUUCUGUUAGUUUAUACAAUGUGCUGAUAGUUGUUUUUGAUGUUCACCGACAUAUUACCAGACCUGAUUCGCGAGUAGUGAGGUUGAUUGAAAGAAUGGGUUCUAUUAGCAUCCCGAAUCAGAAGCGCAUUUUAUGUAUGAACAAGGUUGACUUGGUUGAAAAGAAGAAAGACUUGCUCAAGGUUGUAGAGGAAUUCAAUGAUCUAUCGGGAUACGAAAGGCAUUUCAUGACAUCGGGAGUCAAGGGUGCUGGGGUGAAAGAUCUCACAAAGUACUUAAUGGAGCAGGCAGUACAAAGACCAUGGGAUGAAGAUCCAUUUACCAUGAGUGAAGAAUUAAUGAAGAACAUAUCUCUGGAAAUUGUGAGAGAGAAAUUGUUAGAUCAUGUGCAUCAGGAAGUCCCCUAUGGCAUUGAGCAUCGCUUGAUGAGCUGGAAGGAGUUAAGAGAUGGUUCUGUCCGAAUCGAGCAACACUUCGUCACCCCCAAGAUCAGCCAACGCAAAAUUUUAGUUGGGAAGAAGGGCUCUAAAAUAGGGAGAAUAGGCAUGGAAGCGAACGAAGAGCUCCGAGCCAUAUUCAAGAGGAACGUCCAUCUCAUCCUCAUGGUUAGGGUUAAAUGACUUAGAUGGGAUUGAUUUUUGCAAUAACGUUCCCCCGCUCAGCGUGAAAUUACGUUGUUACCCCCGUGAAAAACUCAGCUUCAGAAGUAGUAGAUAGCUGGGAGAUGCAGUAUAUAUCACUCCUUUUAAGCACUCAAUCGCCAUCUUAGCAGCAUUCUGUUUUUUGCUAGAUUUAUUAUUUUGUUUUCAUCAUCACCUUUCUUGUUUUCCCAUAUCACGUUCAAGGAUUUUGAUGUAUACGAGAGAAACAUGUAAAGUUGGUUACUUUGUUGUUGUCCAA
Salvia splendens (bonfire salvia) is the source of this 1761-nucleotide messenger RNA. RefSeq names its product GTP-binding protein ERG. The transcript is spliced from 8 exons. Bases 219 to 1481 code for a protein of 420 amino acids. Gene Ontology annotation, molecular function: ribosomal small subunit binding; GTP binding; rRNA binding. The record is from RefSeq and is a predicted model, not a curated record. Lineage: Eukaryota; Viridiplantae; Streptophyta; Magnoliopsida; Lamiales; Lamiaceae. Gene Ontology annotation, biological process: ribosomal small subunit assembly.